UUCAGCCUACUUGCUGGAGUGCAGGAGGAUCACAUGAGGCCUCGAGGGGGAUGGGCAGAGCGUUCAGAGGGUGGUGUGGCUUUAAGAGUUUACUACCAUCACUUCGCUCACUCACUCGUGCACACAGCAGAAAGUUUGGAGACCAGGCAAGCGCUGGGAUACCGACGGAGGAAGUGACGGGACUGCGUGAACUGCAGAAGAAGCAAAAAAGAAGACGGGAAUAUCAACACAAAGCAGGCUGAGUAGCAACGUGUGGUCGUCGGACUGCUGGCUGUAGCGCUCGGGGAACGGAAUUGCGCGUGAUUUGGUUUAUAGCACCGGAGAGAGACUUUCAAUGGAAAUGAGCUGAACUCCCAGAAGUGAAAAGGUUUUACUAAGGGGACUGUCGUCUGAUUUCCAUGACCGUGUGUGUAAUUCUGGGAAGUGCUGGCACACAGGGGACCAUAUGGAACUCCGACCUGCAGCUGUAACCCUUCUUUGAAUAUGAAGGAGAAGACUUUACAGAAAAUCCAAGGAAAUAGUUAGGGGACAUGAACACACAUCUCUGGAUUUCACCCCGAGUUUUCCCUCUGUCUCGUUCAGUUUUGCGCCUCUGGGGAUGUUUGCGAGUUGCAUGUCUGCGCCUUCGGUUCACACACUGACCCGUCUGUGCGCCCUGGUGCUGGUCCUCGCUGUGGGACUCGGUUCAGAGCUGCGGGUCAGAGUCCGGCUUUCUGACGGACUGGUGACUGAGGAGGUUUUGGAGGCGGACAAUGAGAGAGACUCCAUAUCACUCGAAUUUAAGCAGGGAGACGGAACACUCAUCACUUUUGUGGUGGACUUCAAACAGAAUGUGAAGAUAUUUCGAGCGCUGAUCCUGGGUGAACUGGAAAGAGGGCAGAACCAGUACCAGGCCCUGUGCUUCAUCUCUCGCCUCAACCGCAAUGAGAUCAUCCCCAGUGAGUCCAUGGCCCGCCUCCGACAGAAAAAUCCUCAGGCCAUUCGCAUGGCAGAGGAGCGGCGAGGACUGGAGCAGCUGACAAUGAGCGUGGCGGUCAAUCUGAGUCGGGCCUGGCAACUCAGCUCCCACAUCCGCAACAUGUGCAGCGAGGCCCGAGAAGCCAUAUACACCAGGGAGGCAGAUGUCAAACACUGGCUGGACAAAGGAGUGGAUGGCUCCAUAUUCGAGGUCUUGCCUCAGACAACAGAGGUGCCCAGCUUCCAGGCCUGUCACACUACUAAAGACUUGUGGCAGCCCUGUCUCUGCACAUACAGCCUGCGUCUGGAGUGGUACCCGUGUCUGCUGAAGUACUGCCGUAGCCGGGACACUGUGGGAAAAGGCUCUACCUACAAGUGUGGCAUAAAGAGCUGCAGCAAGGGCUACCAUUUCACAUACUAUGUUCCCCAAAAACAGCUGUGUCUGUGGGACGAGGAGACCUAGUAUUUUGUUCUGGAUGGUUAAGAAAAGUGAAAUCCUUUUUGUUUUCCUCAGCCAAGCCAAUGCUCCUCCACCCAUCCUAUUCAAAGUAAACACAGGAACACCGGACCUCGGUUUAUACGAUGUUAAACAAAGCUGUCUCAGGUGGGUAGUGGUGUGAGCCAGAUGUUCAAGCUGAAACAGGUGUUGGCACAGGAAGGAAGGAGUGAUGCAGUGUGGGAUUGUAAGAGGAUCCACUGACUUUUUUUCUGGGAAAGUGACAUAUUGUUGUCAACUAUAGUGUAACUAUGCCAAGAAGAUGUCAAUUCUGUGCCUUUUUUGGGAGAAAUAAUGGGAGCAGAUGACAAGAUACCAAUAACACCCUCUCAAAUUAGCACCAAGAUGGACAGUCUGUUUCUGGUCAAUUAACCACCAGCUGAGGAGCAACAGAGUGGCACUGAUCCCAAGACUCGUACAAACAAACUCUUCCAUCCUGGUGAAGGAAAAUUUGGAUGGUGGAUUUAACUUUCUUCUAAAGCUCUGUGAAAACGCCCGUGUAUAACCAUUUAAGCUGGUUGUCAAAGAAAACGCUUUAUUUAUUUUGGUUGCAAAAUGAAAUUAUGGAGGACUAUUUUUGUAUCAGUUUAAUUUUUAUAUUGAACAAGCUCUUAAAUUAACACGUUAAACCACAGGUCCCCAGUAACAAGAAGUGUUCAAACACAUUUCAGACAUUUCAGAUGUUUUGAUGUCAUGGAUAUUGGGUGUUGUUUAUAGACUCAUCGAUACAUCAUACUACUUUAUUGUCAAGUUUUCAUGGUACUACAGACUAUGCAGAUAAACAGGUUUAUUAUAUCCUUUAAUAGGACAGUUUUAGUUCUUCUUUACACCAUCAAUACCCAAGAGGGACACCUCAUUCCUACCACUGACAUUGUCAGUCUCUUUAAACGUGUAAAAUAAACCAAAGUUAAAAGAGGAUCUGUCAAAACAAGGGUGUAAAGUUUCAGUGUCUAGAAGCCAGCUCCUCAGUAUAGGAUUCAUUCUACCUGCAGUGUAGCUUUUCAGUAGGCUAUACUGCCAUCUACUGGAUAUACAGUCUUGUGUCUUCAAUCCAUCAAUGUGAGCAGUUCGAUGUUUAUAAUUUAUUCAUCCCAAAUUACUGAUAACUCACAGGCAUACUUCAAAGAGCAUUUCUUCAAGUUGUGGAAUGAAAUGUCAGUUUGUCUGUCUGUUCCUUUGAGCAAUACAUUUAAACAUGUUUUUGGUUUGUCUUACCUCCAACUCCAUUUCAGCGUUUACUGCCAUAUCAGAAGUUCCUUUGUGUUUUGGGUCAGGAUGCCCUGCUAAC
Molecule: messenger RNA, 2741 nt
Organism: Monopterus albus (swamp eel)
Lineage: Eukaryota; Metazoa; Chordata; Actinopteri; Synbranchiformes; Synbranchidae
Gene: oafa
Product: OAF homolog a (Drosophila)
Exons: 4
Coding region: 599-1420 (273 amino acids)
Source: RefSeq, a predicted model, not a curated record